Messenger RNA from Priapulus caudatus, 2288 nucleotides. Its product is annotated as AP-5 complex subunit mu-1-like. The coding region runs from base 1 to 1428 and encodes 475 amino acids. The record is from RefSeq and is a predicted model, not a curated record. Lineage: Eukaryota; Metazoa; Priapulida; Priapulimorpha; Priapulimorphida; Priapulidae. Gene Ontology annotation, cellular component: AP-type membrane coat adaptor complex; cytosol; late endosome. Gene Ontology annotation, biological process: endosomal transport. The transcript has 14 exons.
AUGCCUAUCAUCAUCAUGCCCUAUGCCUAUGGGCGAUAUGCAACAGUGGAACGAAGAGCAAAGAUCUUGCAAGGAGAACAGUACACCCCUAUUCCAUCAGAUGUAGAAUUUGAAGAAUUACUUGUACAUGAGAUAGGGCUACGAUUCCCAGCAUACAAGUUCAUAGAGAGUCGAGACGGCUGUAAGAAAGUACUUCAGAAGCCUGUGUUCCAGUUACCUACUCCAGCUGGAAACCUGUGGCCACUAAUCAUCAUAGAACAGAAUGGGUUGCUAUUUUUGUGUCUACCAUUGGUAGAUGUACAAGGUGUAUCGAGACCACCGCUCAUCCAAAUACCCGGAAUCUCUGUUGGGUUCUCUUUGGUGCUAUCUCUGGCUGACUAUCUGGGACCCCUAACUCAUAAUACAACAGAGACUUCAGUAAGGCUUAUUGAUGCAUAUAAAUAUCUGUGUGAGGCAGCCCCAUUUGGAACACCUUUAAACACCAGUGGUGCACUGGUGCAUCAGUUACUCGACAGCAAGCCCUGCUCUGGAAGCCCGUCGUUAAGAAGCCCAGCUUGGAGACCAGUACCGUAUAAGGGAAAGCCACAGGUGUACAUCAUUAUCAGUGAGCAGGUACGAUGUGCUCAGUACGACAAAGCAGGAGUCGAUGAUGUUUGGGCGGUGUAUGGCACGGUGUCGUGCAAGGCUGAGCUUAAUGGUGCAGCACCCGAGGUCUCUCUGGGAUUAGACUAUCAUCGUGCAGAUUGUGCUACACCAAUCCAGGAUCUUGUGCUUCACCCAUGUGCUCAUUGUUCAUGGAACCAAACACUCACUGGGAUAGAGGACUCUACGCUGUUGCCAACGAUGGUCUGCUUCACUCCCCCUCCAGAGAUGUUCGUACUGUGCCACUACACAGCAAACAUGUGUCAGCUGCCGAUCCGAGGCUUUUACCAGAUGAGGGAAAUGGAAUCGUCAGUCACGAUCAUGCUGCAGGUGAAGUUGAACCCUUCUGUGCAGAACUAUUUUGACUACUGUGAGGUGCAGAUGCCAUUCUACAACAGGGGCGAGAUUACCCAUGUGGAUUCUACUGUAUCAGUAGGCAAGGUAGUGACAUCUAAUGACAAAAGGAUACUUGUAUGGAAUAUAGGUGAAAAAUUCCCAUCGAACACACUAGAGGCCUCACUAAGUAGCACUCUGAAGUUCUCUAGCAUGUCAACACCUAGCAACACAUAUGAGGAUCCUUUCUGCACAGAAUUAAAUGCAUAUGCCAAGGUUGUGUUCAAGGUCAGUAAUUACACACUAUCAGAGUGCUGGGUAGAUGUAAAAUCCAUCAGCAUAUCUCCUUCUGCCAAAGCCAAGGUGUUAACAGCUCGUGAUGUGUCAAGUAUUGACUACAGGAUCUGGAAUUCUCAUGGAAAUGCACCGAUUGCAGAUUGUUCGCAGUCGUGAUUCUAGAAACCAUAUUGUGUUUCAUACGCAUACAUUGUGCAGAAUACUUACCGGUAUUUAGUGAAAUAUAUAGGCUCUAUGCAUCACUUUUUUUUACAACAGUUGGGGGUAUGAUGGGUGAUUAUACACCAAUACAUGUCUGAUCAUCUCUAAUGCGUUUUUGGAAACGUUAUGGAUAUGUAAUGUGACUGAAAUUAAAGCACAUAACACCAUCCAACUACCCGACAUUUAUAAUACAUCUGUUUAAUGUAUUAAUUACAGUUGUAAAUUGUAUACAUCUUACACUGGGAGUUACAUGGGACUUACAUCUGUUACUCUGUUUAUGUAAGAGAGACUCGGGAUGCAUGGUGUCCUAAGCUCCUAGAAAAUGUUUUAUGAACUAUUUUGUGAUAAAAACGGCAGAAUUAUAUAUAAAUCAAGAGAUUUUUUAAAUUCUGUGUUUAUUCCCUAUGUCAUGGUUUUUGAGUGAUUAUUUCUCCCUGAAAAUUAUUAGUAUGGGAAAAAUGUUGCCCACUUUGCAAUUUUGACUGUGAUGAAGUGCGUUACGAGAAAAAGGCAGUGCCUAGUGUAGAUACAAAUAUAUAACAGAGCAGAGUAGGUUAUACCUCUGUAUCGCUAGUCCUGUACUAUGAACUGUGACAUUCCCUUCCAUAUCAUGCCAUAUCGUGUCAAUUGUGCAGAGGAUGUAAUUAAACUACAUUUUAUUAUCCCUGACAGCAAUUGAUAAUGGAUUUAAAAUUGAAAUUAUUUUUCAAUUUAAAACCUGCAAGUCUUGUGUAAUGAAAUUACGUUUCAUUCUGUAAUUAGGUUUGACUUUAUAUGCUCGUAGUGCUAAAUCCAAUAAAUAUCAGUUUAGAUUG